Acanthochromis polyacanthus (spiny chromis) is the source of this 6168-nucleotide messenger RNA. Its product is annotated as mucin-2. The annotation marks the transcript as partial. Lineage: Eukaryota; Metazoa; Chordata; Actinopteri; Pomacentridae. The record is from RefSeq and is a predicted model, not a curated record. The transcript has 2 exons.
AUCGCUGCAUCAACCACUGCAACUGCAGCACCGACAACCACAACCACCGCACAAACAACCACAGCUGCAACAACAACUACUACAACCGCUGCACCAACCACAACCACUGUAGCACCAACAACCACCACAACUACAGCUUCAACUACAACCACAGCACCAACCACCACAACUGCAGCACCAACCACCACAGCAACAGUUCCAACUACAAUGACUGCUGGAACCACUGCCACAACAGCAACACCAACCACAAUGACUGCAGCACCAACAGCCACCACAAGCACAGUUCCAACAACCACAACAGCGGCACCGACAACCACAACCAGAGCACCAACAACCACAACAGCGGCACUGACAACUACAACCGCGCCAACAACCACAGCUGCAACAACAACUACUACAAUUGCUGCAUCAACCACUGCAACUGCAGCACCGACUACCACAACCACCGCACAAACAACCACAGCUGCACCAACCACAACCACUGCAGCACCAAUAACCACCACAACUGCAGCUUCAACCACAACCACAGCACAAACCACCACAACUGCAGCACCAACUACCACAGCAACAGUUCCAACUACAAUGACUACUGCAACAACUGCCACAACAGCAGCACCAACAACCACCACAAGCACAGUUCCAACAACCACAACGGCGGCACCGACAACCACAACCAGAGCACCAACAACCACAGCUGCAACAACAACUACUACAACCGCUGCACCAACCACAACCACUGUAGCACCAACAACCACCACAACUGCAGCUUCAACUACAACCACAGCACCAACCACCACAACUGCAGCACCAACCACCACAACUGCAGCACCAACUACCACAGCAACAGUUCCAACUACAAUGACUGCUGGAACCACUGUCACAACAGCAACACCAACCACAAUGACUGCAGCACCAACAACCACCACAAGCACAGUUCCAACAACCACAACGGCGGCACCGACAACCACAACCGCGCCAACAACCACAGCUGCAACAACAACUACUACAAUUACUGCAUCAACCACUGCAACUGCAGCACCGACAACCACAACCACCGCACAAACAACCACAGCUGCACCAACCACAACCACUGCAGCACCAAUAACCACCACAACUGCAGCUUCAACCACAACCACAGCACAAACCACCACAACUGCAGCACCAACUACCACAGCAACAGUUCCAACUACAAUUACUACUGCAACAACUGCCACAACAGCAGCACCAACAACCACCACAAGCACAGUUCCAACAACCACAACGGCGGCACCGACAACCACAACCAGAGCACCAACAACCACAGUGCCAACAACAACUACUACAAUCGCUGCAUCAACCACUGCAACUGCAGCACCGACAACCACAACCACCGCACAAACAACCACAGCUGCAACAACAACUACUACAACCGCUGCACCAACCACAACCACUGUAGCACCAACAACCACCACAACUACAGCUUCAACUACAACCACAGCACCAACCACCACAACUGCAGCACCAACCACCACAGCAACAGUUCCAACUACAAUGACUGCUGGAACCACUGCCACAACAGCAACACCAACCACAAUGACUGCAGCACCAACAGCCACCACAAGCACAGUUCCAACAACCACAACAGCGGCACCGACAACCACAACCAGAGCACCAACAACCACAACAGCGGCACUGACAACUACAACCGCGCCAACAACCACAGCUGCAACAACAACUACUACAAUUGCUGCAUCAACCACUGCAACUGCAGCACCGACUACCACAACCACCGCACAAACAACCACAGCUGCACCAACCACAACCACUGCAGCACCAAUAACCACCACAACUGCAGCUUCAACCACAACCACAGCACAAACCACCACAACUGCAGCACCAACUACCACAGCAACAGUUCCAACUACAAUGACUAUUGCAACAACUGCCACAACAGCAGCACCAACAACCACCACAAGCACAGUUCCAACAACCACAACGGCGGCACCGACAACCACAACCAGAGCACCAACAACCACAGCUGCAACAACAACUACUACAACCGCUGCACCAACCACAACCACUGUAGCACCAACAACCACCACAACUGCAGCUUCAACUACAACCACAGCACCAACCACCACAACUGCAGCACCAACCACCACAACUGCAGCACCAACUACCACAGCAACAGUUCCAACUACAAUGACUGCUGGAACCACUGUCACAACAGCAACACCAACCACAAUGACUGCAGCACCAACAACCACCACAAGCACAGUUCCAACAACCACAACGGCGGCACCGACAACCACAACCGCGCCAACAACCACAGCUGCAACAACAACUACUACAAUUACUGCAUCAACCACUGCAACUGCAGCACCGACAACCACAACCACCGCACAAACAACCACAGCUGCACCAACCACAACCACUGCAGCACCAAUAACCACCACAACUGCAGCUUCAACCACAACCACAGCACCAACAACCACAACUGCAGCACCAACUAGCACAGCAACAGUUCCAACUACAAUGACUACUGCAACAACUGCCACAACAGCAGCACCAACAACCACCACAAGCACAGUUCCAACAACCACAACGGCGGCACCGACAACCACAACCAGAGCACCAACAACCACAGCUGCAACAACAACUAAUACAAUCGCUGCAUCAACCGCUGCAACUGCAGCACCGACAACCACAACCACCGCACAAACAACCACAGCUGCAACAACAACUACUACAACCGCUGCACCAACCACAACCACUGUAGCACCAACAACCACCACAACUACAGCUUCAACUACAACCACAGCACCAACCACCACAACUGCAGCACCAACCACCACAGCAACAGUUCCAACUACAAUGACUGCUGGAACCACUGUCACAACAGCAACACCAACCACAAUGACUGCAGCACCAACAACCACCACAAGCACAGUUCCAACAACCACAACAGCGGCACCGACAACCACAACCAGAGCACCAACAACCACAACAGCGGCACUGACAACUACAACCGCGCCAACAACCACAGCUGCAACAACAACUACUAUAAUUGCUGCAUCAACCACUGCAACUGCAGCACCGACUACCACAACCACCGCACAAACAACCACAGCUGCACCAACCACAACCACUGCAGCACCAAUAACCACCACAACUGCAGCUUCAACCACAACCACAGCACAAACCACCACAACUGCAGCACCAACUACCACAGCAACAGUUCCAACUACAAUGACUACUGCAACAACUGCCACAACAGCAGCACCAACAACCACCACAAGCACAGUUCCAACAACCACAACGGCGGCACCGACAACCACAACCAGAGCACCAACAACCACAGCUGCAACAACAACUACUACAACCGCUGCACCAACCACAACCACUGUAGCACCAACAACCACCACAACUGCAGCUUCAACUACAACCACAGCACCAACCACCACAACUGCAGCACCAACCACCACAACUGCAGCACCAACUACCACAGCAACAGUUCCAACUACAAUGACUGCUGGAACCACUGUCACAACAGCAACACCAACCACAAUGACUGCAGCACCAACAACCACCACAAGCACAGUUCCAACAACCACAACGGCGGCACCGACAACCACAACCGCGCCAACAACCACAGCUGCAACAACAACUACUACAAUUACUGCAUCAACCACUGCAACUGCAGCACCGACAACCACAACCACCGCACAAACAACCACAGCUGCACCAACCACAACCACUGCAGCACCAAUAACCACCACAACUGCAGCUUCAACCACAACCACAGCACCAACAACCACAACUGCAGCACCAACCACCACAACUGCAGCACCAACUACCACAGCAACAGUUCCAACUACAAUGACUGCUGGAACCACUGUCACAACAGCAACACCAACCACAAUGACUGCAGCACCAACAACCACCACAAGCACAGUUCCAACAACCACAACGGCAGCACCGACAACCACAACCAGAGCACCAACAACCACAGUGCCAACAACAACGACUACAACCGCUGCACCAACCACAACCACUGUAGCACCAAUAACCACCACAACCACAACACCAACAACCACAACUGCAGCACCAACAACCACAACUGCAGCACCAACUACCACAGCAACAGUUCCAACUACAAUGACUACUGCAACAACUGCCACAACAACAGCACCAACAACCACCACAAGCACAGUUCCAACAACCACAACGGCGGCACCGACAACCACAACCAGAGCACCAACAACCACAGCUGCAACAACAACUACUACAAUCGCUGCAUCUACCACUGCAACUGCAGCACCGACAACCACAACCACCGCACAAACAACCACAGCUGCAACAACAACUACUACAACCGCUGCACCAACCACAACCACUGUAGCACCAACAACCACAACAACUGCAGUUUCAACUACAACCACAGCACCAACCACCACAACUGCAGCACCAACUACCACAGCAACAGUUCCAACUACAAUGACUGUAGCACCAACAACCACCACAAGCACAGUUCCAACAACCACAACAGCGGCACCGACAACCACAACCAGAGCACCAACAACCACAGCUGCAACAACAACUACUACAAUUGCUGCAUCAACCACUGCAACUGCAGCACCGACUACCACAACCACCGCACAAACAACCACAGCUGCAACAACUACUAUUACAACCGCUGCACCAACCACAACCACUGUAGCACCAACAACCACCACAAGCACAUUUCCAACAACCACAACGGCGGCACUGACAACCACAACCGCGCCAACAACCACAACUGCAGCACCAACUACCACAGCAACAGUUCCAACUUCAAUGAUUGCUGCAACAACUGCCACAACUGCAGCACCAACCACAAUGUCUGCAACACCAACAACCACCAUAAGCACAGUUCCAACAACCACAACGGCAGCACCGACAACCACAACCAGAGCACCAACAACCACAGCUGCAACAACAAGUACUACAAUCGCUGCAUCAACCACUGCAACUGCAGCACCAACUACCACAACCACCGCACAAACAACCACAGCUGCAACAACUACUACUACAACCGCUGCACCAACCACAACCACUGUAGCACCAACAACCACCACAACUGCAGCUUCAACUACAACCACAGCACCAACCACCACAACUGCAGCACCAACUACCACAGCAACAGUUCCAACUACGACUGCUGCAAACACUGCCACAACAGCAGCACCAACCACAAUGACUGUAGCACCAACAACCACCAUAAGCACAGUUCCAACAACCACAACGGCGGCACCGACAACCACAACCACCGCACAAACAACCACAGCUGCAACAACAACUACGACAACCGCUGCACCAACCACAAUGACUGCUGCACCAACAACCACCACAACUGCAGCUUCAACCACAACCACAGCACCAACCACCACAACUGCAGCACCAGCUACCACCGCAACAGUUCCAACUACAAUGAUUGCUGCCACAACAGCAGCACCAACCACAAUGUCUGCAACACCAACAACCACCACAAGCACAGUUCCAACAACCACAAUGGCAGCACCGACAACCACAACCAGAGCACCAACAACCACAGUGCCAACAACAACGACUACAACCGCUGCACCAACCACAACCACUGUAGCACCAAUAACCACCACAACCACAACACCAACAACCACAACUGCAGCACCAACAACCACAACUGCAGCACCAACUACCACAGCAACAGUUCCAACUACAAUGACUACUGCAACAACUGCCACAACAGCAGCACCAACAACCACCACAAGCAUAGUUCCAACAACCACAACGGCGGCACCGACAACCACAACCAGAGCACCAACAACCACAACUGCAGCACCAACUACCACAGCAACAGUUCCAACUACAAUGACUGCUGCAAACACUGCCACAACAGCAGCACCAACCACAAUGACUGUAGCACUAACAACCACCACAAGCACAGUUCCAACAACCACAACGGCAGCACCGACAACCACAACCAGAGCACCAACAACCACAGUGCCAACAACAACUACUACAAUCGUUGCAUCAACCACUGCAGCUGCUGUUACAACAUCAACCAGCACAACUUCAACAUCAUUGACAACUUCAACAACCCCAACUACAGCACCAACCACCACUUUUCCACCCACUCCAAGCAUUUCAACACCCUCAGUGCAAGCUUAG